CGUCAUCGUCGUAUGUCAACGAAUGUUAGAUAUGGUUUUCAUAUAAUUAUCGAGAUUUUUCUUUAAACAGAGCAACAAUAAUAUUAUGAUGUCCAAUUACACUGACUUAGUAAAUAAAAUUGGCAAAGACAGCUCGAGAGCGGCGUGCAAAAAGUGUGGUUAUGCUGGGCACUUAACUUUUCAGUGCAGAAACUUUAUAAAAGUUGAUCCAAACAAAGAAAUAGUUCUGGACGUAAGCAGUACAAGUAGUGACAGUGAAGUGGAAUAUGCAACCCCACUACAGACUUUACGAGAGGCAGAGUUAAGGCAGAAACUGGAAGAAAAACUAAAGAAUGCAAAGCAGAAAAAGAAAAGUAAAAAAAGGAAGCGAUCUCGGUCAUCAAGUACUUCCUCAACAAGUAGCAGUAGUUCAUCGUCAUCGUCAUCAUCAGAUAGUGAAGCCUCAGUUUCACGUAAAAAGAAACGGAAACACAAGAAAAAAUCUAAGAAGUCCAAGAAAUCUCAUAAGAAAUCUAAGAAAAGUAGAAAAUAGUUUAAGACUUUCACCAAUUUUGACUGCUCUGCAGUUAGAACUUGCACAUUUAUAUAAAUACAAACAUACAAAUACAUGUUAAUGCUAGUAUUGUGAUGACAUAAUGUUUAGAAUCAUACCCUUGUUUUCAAUAGUUUAGUAAAAGUGUCUUGCAAAAAUUAAAUAAAUUCAAAAGUUCUUCAAGGUAGUUCUUUUAUGUAAUUUUUUUUAUAUUAUUGUGAAGUGAUUUAACCUCACUUGUUGACUUAAAACUAAAAGCUAAAAAGGUUUUAACUUGCCUCCAAAUUUAGAGCAAUUCUUAGGAAAUUGGGCCUUAAUAAUAAUUAUAAAGGUAAACCCAAGUUUUAAAAAUAUAUAAAUAUUAUUAAUAAUAAGUAAUUUUAUAUUUUAAGACUGAUGUGUUCAAUGAAGUGAAAUUUAAUGUUUUCAUUAAAUAUUCUAUUUUCUGAUUU
This is a messenger RNA of Pararge aegeria (speckled wood butterfly), 984 nucleotides long. Its product is annotated as protein SREK1IP1-like. Gene Ontology annotation, molecular function: zinc ion binding; nucleic acid binding. The record is from RefSeq and is a predicted model, not a curated record. NCBI's taxonomy places the organism in Eukaryota, Metazoa, Arthropoda, Insecta, Lepidoptera, Nymphalidae. The transcript has 3 exons. The coding region runs from base 86 to 532 and encodes 148 amino acids.